Molecule: messenger RNA, 1074 nt
Organism: Closterium sp. Yama58-4
Lineage: Eukaryota; Viridiplantae; Streptophyta; Zygnematophyceae; Desmidiales; Closteriaceae
Source: the annotation of a GenBank genome assembly
AUGGCCCUGUUCAGCUCGGGUUUACCGCUGCAAGGAGGAGGGGUGGGUCUUCAGAUUCUGCUAGCCGCCAGUUCAUCAUCCAUCGUCAUCCGAGCCGCCAAUCUGGUGGUGGGCGUGGGCUUUCCGGUCUUCCGUUCAUUCAAGGCCAUUGAGGAGGGCUCUCAGGCGGAUCGGAACAGAUGCCUUGCGUACUGGUCGGUGUAUGGUUGCUUUCGGGUAGUGGAGACAAUCACCGACAGGAUCAUAUCAUGGCUGCCCUUCUACCAGCACAUCAAGCUGCUCCUGCUGCUCUGGUUGCAGCUGCCCUCCACCUCCUCCUCCCGCCCUGCCACGGGUGCAGGGCGGCUGUACGCUAGCCACUUGAGGCCUGUGCUGCUGCGCUACCGUCGGCACAUUGACGGGGCGCUUGUUAGCAUCGACCGUUGCAUGGCGUCAUGGUUCCACGCACAUCAGGAGGAGCUCUCUGCUGCAGCACGCAUGGCCCAGUCUGCAACUAGGGCAGCACUUACUGCUUUGGACUCAGCAGUUUCUGCAGCUGCUGCUGCCCUCCCACCCCCUGCUGCUGAUGGCCCUCCCGCUGCCACGUCAGCAGUAGAUUCUUAUGCCAGGAACGGUGUCACUGAUGAUGUCAGCGGAUCCAACAGGGACGGUGCUGAGCUGCAUGACCGGAGUAUCCUCUUUUUCCCGCCGCUUUACACUGCCGCUAUCGGUGACUCGCACGAUGGAAAGCUCAGACCUGUUUUCGCGCAGCGAUUUCUAGAGCCGCCGCUCGAAGCUGGCCGUGCCGUACCCUCGGGUGCGGCGCCGGCGCGGCUCGAUUGGGUGGCGGCCGUAUCGCUGCGCGAAGAGCGCCCGCCGCCUCCCUGCUUGGGCUGGCGCAGCGACGUGCGCGGGCGGAGCCCCGGUUGCGGCGAUUCGGAGGCCGCCUCUGCAUCGCCGCCACCGCGCGAGCUCGCCCGCCGCGCGUCGAUUCCCCGUCGCGCCAGCCUCAAUGCGGAGGUUCUCGUGGCGCGCUUUUCCUUGACCGCGCUUUCAUCUCCGCGCGUCGCUCUGCUGCGUGGCGCUGCUGAAUGA